Molecule: messenger RNA, 3185 nt
Organism: Polypterus senegalus (gray bichir)
Lineage: Eukaryota; Metazoa; Chordata; Cladistia; Polypteriformes; Polypteridae
Product: erlin-2-like
Exons: 13
Coding region: 225-1199 (324 amino acids)
Biological process (GO): SREBP signaling pathway
Cellular component (GO): endoplasmic reticulum; endoplasmic reticulum membrane
Molecular function (GO): cholesterol binding; ubiquitin protein ligase binding
Source: RefSeq, a predicted model, not a curated record
GCCCUCUGCUGCCAAUUGCCUGAAAUCUGCUGUGUGCGGACCUGAAGGAGACAAGCGGGCGCAGCUUGGUGACGACAAUGCGCGCGACGACAAUACGAUACCGAUCGAAGGGCAGCAGGCAGGUUACUUUGAGUGACCCACCUAGCAAGUGCCCUUGCUCUCAUAUACCUGUGAAGGAGGCAGGUGAGUGAAUAUCCUAACUUCUUAUAUAUGAAACACAAAUUAUGGCUCACUUUGGUGCUAUUGCAUCCCUUGUUCUGGGAUUUUUGGCUGCAGCUUUAAUUUCUUCUUUGCACAAAAUUGAGGAGGGGCACAUUGGAGUUUAUUACAGGGGUGGUGCACUGCUAACUACAAUCAGUGGGCCCGGCUUUCACCUCAUGCUUCCUUUUAUUACCUCAUUCAGGACCGUGCAGACAACCCUGCAGACCGAUGAAGUAAAAAAUGUACCCUGUGGAACAAGUGGUGGAGUGAUGAUAUAUUUUGACAGAAUUGAAGUUGUAAACUUUUUGGUGCCAUCUGCUGUGUAUGAAAUUGUGAAGAAUUACACAGUGGAUUAUGACAAGUCACUAAUAUUCAAUAAGGUCCAUCAUGAGCUGAAUCAGUUCUGCAGUGUGCAUACACUUCAGGAAGUCUAUAUUGGUCUAUUUGAUCAAAUUGAUGAAAACCUGAGGACAGCAUUGCAGCAGGAUCUCACUACAAUGGCACCAGGACUUAUUAUCCAGGCAGUUCGAGUCACAAAGCCUAACAUUCCUGAGACAAUUCGCAGAAACUAUGAAAUUAUGGAGAGUGAGAAAACCAAAUUGCUGAUAGCUGCACAGACCCAGAAGGUUGUAGAAAAGGAAGCUGAAACAGAAAGGAAAAAAGCUGUGAUUGAGGCUGAGAAACUUGCUCAGGUAGCAGAAAUCAAGUUCAGCCAGAAAGUCAUGGAGAAGGAGACGGAGAAGAAAAUCUCAGAGAUUGAAGAUGCUGCCUAUGUAGCAAGGGAGAAGGCACGGGCUGAUGCAGAGUAUUACACAGCUCACCGGACAGCUGAAGCAAACAAGCUGAAGUUGACUCCUGAGUACCUGCAGCUAAUGAAGUUCAAGGCAGUAGCGGCAAAUUCCAAAAUCUACUUUGGGAGUGACAUCCCUAAUGUAUUUCUUGACACGAUUUCCCCAUGUCAACAGAUUCCUGCUGCAGAUAGCAUCCCUGAGCAUUAAAUAAUUCAACAGCAUAAGUGUACAGGACUGCUUCAUCUGUGUUUUUUCAGAGGAUAUCUUCAGAGAAACAAGACCGGAAUUGUUGUGUUAUUUUUCAAGAGUAUAAGAUCAGUAUUUUUACUUUCUUCCAGUAAGAAAAUAGGCAUAUACUGAAUAGUCCACUGUGCUCUGAGCUGAACAGUCACCAAUGAUGAUCCACACACUUCAAAAUAUGAGAAGCCCGUCAUCCUCUGCAAGAGAAGUAUAACAACUAAGAAAAACAACGUUGCCAGUUUGGAAUUAAAAUAAAUGCUGAGAAAGACAGAAUGAAACUAAUGCCAAAACAGUGAGAUUAACAGAAAAACAUUUCAUAAAAAAGGAGGAAAUUUUCCACAAAUAGCUCAUAUGCCAGUAUAAAAAUAAAGGAGACUGUUGUUUGUAAAAUGAAAAAUAUGCCCACUUUUGGUUCAUUACAAAUGCAGACUGUUUGAAAGACACUGAUUCACAUUCAAGAUAAUGAAACAAAGAAAAAUAUGAAGUGUGGUUGUGAUGUCUUUAGUCCAAUAUGCUUUUAUUCCUUAGUUUCUUUGUGUUAUGUUUGACCAAGAUUAUACUUGAAAAUCAAUGAGAAUCUGUGUGAAAGCAAGACGUCUCACAUUUCCUUAAGAAAAUGCCGUAACUGAUGAAUGUAAUAUGGUGUGUGUGUCACUUCUUUGCAGAAGUUUGAGGCUUGCAAAGGAGUUAGGUGAAGUGUACAGAUUCAGCUUGUUUUUAACAUAAAAUGUAUACCCCCUAGCAGUAAUACUGGCAGUGACCAUAGUACAUUUUAUUGGGUUUUUAAGUCAAGAUCCAAAUGCGUAGUAUUAGUAGACUGUACAGAUUUAGAAUUCAACUUAUAAAGCAGUCUAGAAUUUUAAACACUAUAUAUAGAAACUAUGAGACUAUAUACUACAAAAGGAAACAAGUAGGAUAUGUCAGUUCUCUAGGAUGCUGCGAGGCCUUCAUUCAAAAUGUACUUCCUCUAUAUGUUGUACCUGGCCUGUUCUAAAUGAAUAUUAUCAUGCCAGCAGAAAUGCCAAUGAAUUCUGUAUUCUGUUCUUUAAACUGUCAACUACUUUCAGUGACCUAAAUUACCUCAUUUGUGCUGGGCUCCUACUCACAUGAUUAGAUGAUUCAGCAAAGUUUAGAAGCUAAGCUAAGAAUGUAAAACCGCCACACUUCAUACACUGUCCAGUUUUCAAGUCCAACUUCCUCCUCUAAAUAAUGUUUUCAUAUUCCUGAUCAUCCACACUUCAUGUUUAUUUAAAAUUUUAUAUACUGCAUCCCAAUAAGCCGUUUUUGAAAAUCUGUUUAUUCUGGGUAAUAGGUAACAGAAUUUAAAUGUUAACUGUGUUGUUUAUUUCUAAUCUGAGUGAGUUAAUGUUUAAGCUGUCCAAUAACAGAACUUUUCAUCUUUCAUUUGCAGUUCCAAACAUUUGAUUUCCAAAGAAUAGGCACAGUUUUAUUGGUACUUUCCAGGCUGACCUCAGAAUGUCAUUUUGUCAAUUCCACAGUUAAUUAUGGAUUUUUUUCCCCCUAUUCAGUCACAAUGUAGAAAUUAGUCAGGUUUCCCAGGAAUUAGGAAUUGAAUGAUUCUGCAUUUUGCUAUAUUUUUUAAAUAUUUUAAAACCUGUUUUUCAUAUAAAUGAACAGUUCUGGCCCUGAGUGGAAGUAUUAAUAAUUUUGGACAUUUCCUAAUAUUCAGCAACAUGGUACUCAGUUUAGGUAUCGGGACCAAGUGUGGAGUUAAUGUUAAUCAAUAAAUAUCCUUUUGAGAUAUUUAUGUAGUAUAUUUUUUUUUUUGUAAGAUGCACUUGUUUUGUUUUUAUGUAGAAAAUAUAAGGAAACUGAUUCAGAAAUUAUGAAUAUUUACAAUUGAUUCUUUCAACUGCUUAAUAUAAAAAGACUUGAAUGUUUUCAUAAAGAAAGUUAUUAGAAAUAAAAACAUAUACAAGAAAUGAGCCUAAA